Messenger RNA from Camellia sinensis, 3380 nucleotides. The record is from RefSeq and is a predicted model, not a curated record. Lineage: Eukaryota; Viridiplantae; Streptophyta; Magnoliopsida; Ericales; Theaceae.
UGGACCUCCAUAGAAAUGCUAGGUUCUUGCUGCUUAAACUGAUAUCCAAACCAUGGGUAUGAAAAAUUCUCAAUACCUAAAGCAAAAAGUUUUGUUGUUCUCUAAUUUCUUAACAUCAAAAAAAGGUCAUACCCAGUGUGCAAGACUCCCACUUAUCAUACCCCUAAUUCUAUCUUUCUGCCUUUCUUACCAGGAAGAACUACGAGUAUUCUUCAUUGUUCAAAGGGCAGCAGUCAGGUUUCUUGAUGCUGCUCCUGCUGACCCAGAUGAUGUGCUUUCUGAAGAGGCCAGAGCAGCAGGCUUUAGAAUUUCCCCUUAUCAACUUGCUUCUCUUGUUCGUAGCCAUGACACCAAGUGGUUGGAAUUCUUCGGAGAAGUUGACGGCAUUGCAACACGACUUAAUGUCCCAUUAAGUGAAGGUGUCAAAACAAGUGACGUACCUAUCAGGCAAAAGACAUAUGGCUUCAACAAACAUACAGAGAAACCUUCUAGAAGCUUUUGGAUGUUUGUAUGGGAUGCACUGCAUGACAUAACCCUUAUAAUCCUAAUAGUUUGUGCUGUAGUUUCUAUAGGUGUAGGACUUGCCACUGAUGGGUGGCCACAGGGAAUGUAUGACGGUUUGGGAAUCAUACUCAGUAUAUUUUUGGUAGUUAUUGUCACUGCAGUCAGUGAUUACAACCAAUCGUUGCAAUUUAAGGAUUUGGAUAAAGAAAAGAAAAAGAUUAUCGUCCAAGUCACUAGAGACGGAUACAGACAGAAGGUGGAGAUAUAUGAUUUGGUUGUUGGAGAUAUCGUUCAUCUAUUCAUCGGUGAUCAAGUUCCAGCUGAUGGGUUAUUUAUAUCAGGAUACAGUUUGGUGAUUGACGAAUCAAGUUUGUCUGGUGAGAGCGAGCCAGUGAACAUUUGUAAAGAAAAUCCUUUUCUUCUUGGAGGAACAAUGGUGCAAGAUGGGUCAGGUAUGAUGUUAGUAACUACUGUUGGAAUGAGAACAGAAUGGGGUAAAUUGAUGGAGACUCUUAGUGAGGGGGGAGACGAUGAGACCCCAUUGCAGGUGAAGCUAAAUGGCGUUGCCACGAUCAUUGGUAAGAUUGGUUUGGGUUUUGCGGUGCUGACAUUUUUGGUGCUGAUAGGAAGGUUUCUGUUGGAGAAAGCAAUUCACCAUGAGUUCACUGAUUGGUCUUCCAGUGAUGCACUGGAGCUUUUGAAUUACUUUGCCAUUGCAGUGACUAUCCUUGUUGUCGCUGUCCCAGAAGGACUACCACUGGCAGUGACAUUGAGUCUUGCCUUUGCAAUGAAGAAGUUAAUGGAUGAGAGGGCACUUGUUAGGAACCUUUCAGCAUGCGAGACAAUGGGUUCUGCCACUUGUAUUUGUACGGAUAAGACUGGAACGUUAACAACAAACCAUAUGGUAGUUAAUAAGAUAUGGAUUUGUGGAAAAGAAACAGAAAUAAAAAGUAGUGAGGGUGGAGAUAUACCAGAAAAGGCUUUAAACAUCCUCUUGCAGACUAUAUUUCAAAACACUGGCGCUGAGGUUGUGAAGGAUAAAGAUGGAAAGAAUUCAAUUUUGGGCACAGCAACUGAAUCGGCAUUGUUAGAAUAUGGGUUGCUUUUGGGUGGUGAUUUUGAUGCUCAACGUAAGGAAUUUAAGAUACUAAAAGUUGAGCCUUUUAAUUCUGUCAAGAAAAAAAUGUCUGUGCUUGUGGCUCUUCCAGAUGGUGGCCUCCGUGCAUUUUGCAAAGGUGCAUCAGAGAUAAUUUUAAGAACAUGCGACAAGAUUGUUGAUAGCAAUGGAGAACCUGAUCACAUGUCUGAAGAACAGGCAAGGGAUGUUGAAGAAAUCAUAAACAGUUUUGCCUCAAAAGCUUUGAGAACUCUCUGCUUGACAUAUAAGGAUAUUGACAAUGUUUUUGAUGAAAAUAGCAUCCCUGAUAGUGGCUAUACAUUGAUAGCCGUUGUAGGUAUUAAGGAUCCAGUUCGCCCAGGCGUCAAGGAUGCAGUUAAAACUUGUUUGGCAGCAGGAAUUACUGUUCGGAUGGUCACCGGUGAUAAUAUCAACACAGCAAAAGCUAUUGCUACAGAAUGUGGUAUACUCACAGAAGAUGGUUUGGCCAUAGAAGGACUAGAUUUUCAUAGCAAAUCUCAGGAGGAAUUGAAGGAUAUAAUACCUAGAAUUCAGGUAAUGGCUCGGUCCUCGCCUUCAGACAAGCACAUGCUGGUAACCCAUUUGAGGAAUAUGUUUGAGGAGGUUGUGGCAGUUACUGGUGAUGGGACUAAUGACGCUCCUGCUUUGCAUGAGUCAGACAUUGGACUUGCUAUGGGCAUAGCAGGAACAGAGGUUGCAAAAGAAAGCGCCGAUGUGAUCAUAUUGGAUGACAAUUUUUCCACCAUAGUAAAUUUAGGCAAAUGGGGGCGUGCGGUAUAUAUCAACAUUCAGAAGUUUGUGCAAUUCCAAUUGACUGUCAAUGUUGUUGCUCUUAUGCUCAAUUUUGUUUCUGCAUGCAUCACAGGAUCUGCUCCUCUUACGGCUGUGCAGUUGCUUUGGGUCAACCUGAUCAUGGACACUCUAGGUGCAUUGGCACUGGCUACAGAACCGCCUAAUGAUGGACUUAUGAAUAGGCCUCCUGUUGGUAGAGGAGUGAGUUUUAUCACCAUGGCCAUGUGGAGAAAUAUUAUUGGUCAGAGUAUUUAUCAAUUGGCUGUCCUUGGAGUACUAUAUUUUGAUGGGAAGAAUCUUUUGAGACUUGAAGGUUCAGAUGCUAGUGAUGUUCUCGAUACUUUAAUAUUCAACACCUUUGUGUUUUGCCAGAUGUUUAAUGAGAUAAAUAGCCGUGACAUUGAGAAGAUCAACGUGUUCCGUAACAUGUUCAACAGCUGGAUAUUCAUAGCUGUCAUGUCUUCCACGGUGACAUUCCAAGUUAUUAUAGUUGAGUUUUUGGGCGCCUUUGCAAGCACUGUGCCGUUGAGCUGGCAAUUUUGGUUACUAAGCAUCUUGAUUGGAUCGGUGAGCAUUCCUGUUGCGGUUGUCUUAAAGUGCAUCCCUGUUGUCGACAAAGAGACUCCUAAGCACCAUGAUGAUUACGAGGAGCUCCCCAGUGGGCCAGAAACGGCUUGAAGAUCUAAAACCCGUUUCAUCGCAUGUUAUUUUUUCUGACCACAAAGGCAAACAAUUUGUUUUUUUUUUUGUUUUUUUGUUUUUUUUUAAGUGACUAACAUACCUCAUAUCAUGACCUGUUUAACUUGUAGAAGGUAGGCUCUUCAACUGUUUUUGGAUCACUUUUGACACUGCUAUUUGAAAACUUUUCUUUCACACUUCAUUAUUGUAUAGAUGAAAUACGAUAUUAUGAAUCAUGUUAAAAAGCAUUCAAUUUUGCCUCUUGUUA